Paramecium sonneborni is the source of this 2591-nucleotide messenger RNA. The record is from the annotation of a GenBank genome assembly. Lineage: Eukaryota; Ciliophora; Oligohymenophorea; Peniculida; Parameciidae.
AUUUGUGAAAAAAAUCAUAAAAAAAUUUAAAAAUGUCUCAAAAUCUUACAACCAAAAAAGAAUUAAAGCUGAGUGCUCCUUUUGAGCCUACAACGACCACAUCUACACGAUCACAAUAAGGAUAUUAUCCUACAUAAUAUUCAUAAAAUUAUUACUCUUCUUCACUUUAAUAAGGUUAACAACCAAUUCUUGGAUAAGGAAAUACUUUGGGCUCUUUAUCUCUUAUGGACAAUAGUGACAAACCUUAAAAAUCAAACCCCACAACAAUAAACAAUAUAGAUGAUAAAUAAUAAGCACCAACAACUACAUAAAUUAAGCCAAAAAGAAAACUAGUGUUAAGUAACAAGCAAAUGUUUGUACCAGAUCAAAAUUUAGAAAAAUAAGUAUUGGAUUUAAUUAACGAUAGGCUGAUGAAAAAUUAAAAAAAUUAGAGGAAACAAAGAAAUUAGAGGAAGAAAGAAAAAAGCAAGAAUAGGAAUAAGAAUAACAAAGAUUACUUGAAUUGAAAAAACCAAAGCCUUAUACUAAAGAGGAUCUUAAAAAAUUUGUUGAUAAGAUUAAUGUAAUUUUAAAAAUAAUCAUUUAGGAUUUCAGUGGAUAUUUUGAUAAAUAAGAGUGGUAAAUUUUGAAAGAAAGGAAACACUUUAAUAUUAAAGAAUUACAAAAUAAGCCCUCAUAAAGAAAAGAUGGCAAACCAAAUUCUUACGAUAAAUAAACAAUUAAGUCAUAGCCAAGACCUUCAACUAAUAAAACAGACAGAACAACUCCUGUUUAACCAUUUGAUAGAGCAAGAGAAUAACCAGUAAAUGAAGCUCAACCAAAGAUUAUUAUUGUUAGAGUAGUUGAAGACAUUUAAACUAAAUAAUUAAAAGAUAAAAUGAAAACGUAGGCAGAAGUCUUUUUUUAAAAUUUGAAUCAAACUCCAGAAUAGAAAGAGAUAAUCUUUAAGGAACUUAGAUAUAGAUUAAAUCAAUUAGCACCUGAUAAUUUCGAUUUGACUUCUUAAAACAUUCUAAAAAUUGUCAUAGAAAAGUAACUAUAUUUUCCAUUUAUUUUUAGUUAGAGUGAUAAAGAUUAAACUUAUUUGGAAUAUCUGGCUUAAAAAAUUAUUGAAAAAUCUUAAACCGAACCCAAAUAUAGAAAACUAUAUACAAAAUUAUGUUAGCUCUUAAUUAAGGAACCUAAACUCACAAUUUAGAAAGAAAAAGAUGGAAAAUCUAAAAAUGUUUCACUAUUUAAAAAUUAACUUUUGAAUUAAGUUCAAUCAGUAUUCGAUGAUAGAAAGAAUAAAAAAGAAGAUCUUUCUCAUAUGAAACCUGAAGAAAGGGAAUAAUAUCAUUUAAUUAGAAAAUAAAAAAUUAUGGGAAGUAUUUACUUAAAUAAAACCAAUAGAUGUACGUUUUAUUGGAGACUUAUUUUUAUCCAAAUUACUACCAAUUUUAGCUGUCGAGUAUGCUAUCAGAGAAUUAAUUUCUGAUUAUGUGGCCUAAUUUUAACCAAACCAAGAAAACAGUGAAGAAUCCAUUGAAGGUUUGAUUGAAUUAUUAGAUCAAAGUAAUUUUAUAAAAAAAAUUUAUAGUUGGUGGAACUUACAAAGGAUAAAUUACAUAAGAUUUUGAUGUUUUAAAAAAGGAUCUUGAAUAAUUCUUUGAUGGAACAAACAAGAACCUAGAUGACACUAAAACUUAUUUAUCAAAGAAACUUGAAAAAAAUCUUUCUAUCGAUAUUAUUAUGGAAAUGUAUCAACUUUGCUUAAUAUAUUAGAUUUAAUUUACUUAUCACAAAAUAUAAGCUUUCCUAAAGAAUUUCUAUGUUAAUAGAAAAUGUUUAAGAAAGGAAAAAUCAAGGCUGGAAGGACCAUUAUAGUCGAUAAGAUUAAGCUUAGAGUGUAAAAGCAAUUCAUCAAGAAUAAGAAAAGGAAAUUAUUGAACAAAAUUAUAAUCAAAGUAAAACUAAGAACAAGAAGUAUGCAAAUUAAUAAGUGCUUUAUGUUGAAAAAAGUCCAAAUUAAUAGUCAUAAAAGUAAUAAUUAUUUGACUUAAAUGAAUUGGCAAUAUUUGUAUAAGGAACUUUUAAAAUGGAACCUUAAUAAUAAGAAGCAAAACUUCUUGAAGAAUUAAAAAGAAUUGGAUCAUCAGAUGAAGCAAUCUAAAAAUUCUUUGAAAUAUUCUUUGAAUAACUUCUUUCAUGUAUAGAAUUAAAUAAUAAUUUUAGAUAGACUAUUAAAGCGAAAUAUUGAAAGAGCUUAAAUGGUUUAUGAAUUGUUGAGUAAAGCAGAGGCUAAAGAUGAAAUUGUAAAAAAGGCCACUUAAAAGGUAAAUAAAUAAUAAUAUAUUUAGGCUUUGAAUGAAGAUAAAGUAUAUGAUUUGGCUGAAUCUCCAAUUGCAAUCGAUUUAUUGGUUGACAUCAUUGGGUUUUUCUUAAAUGAUUCAGAUAUCAAUUCAUUAAAAAAGUUAUACUUCAAACCUGAACAAGAUAUUAAAGACUUUAAUGAAUUCAUGACUGAGGUCGCCAAUUAAUUAAUUGAAAAAUAUUCUGAUAAUGUUAAUAUAAUUAAGGAAUACUUUGAAAUCCUAGGUUAUUAGAUUUGA